AAAGAAAUGCAUCGGUGCAUAUUUCUGUAGAAUACUUAAAAGUCAAAACUGCGGCUAGUUUUGCUGAUUUCUAAAAUGUUUUCCUCACUAUUUAUUUAAUUUGUAUCUUAAGAAAAACAUUUUAAUUGUAAACCAAUAUGCCGAAACCUGCAAUACUGAUUUUAGAACCUUUUUAUGGUGGAAGCCACAAGCAACUGAUAGAGACGAUAAUAGAAUGUAUACCACCAGGAGAAUAUGAAGUCUAUAGUCUUCCGGCUAAAAAAUGGCACUGGCGAGCUCGUACAAGUGCCCUUUAUUUUUCCCAAGUAAUACCACUAGAGCACGAGUAUAAGGUGAUUUUCACCAGCUCGGUGAUAAAUUUGGCAGAAUUGGUUGGUACUCGGUCGGACUUAAUGGUAUGCCGGAAAAUAGUAUAUUUUCAUGAAAACCAAUUGGUUUAUCCGGUGCGUGAAGCAAAGGAAAGAGACUGCCAAUAUGGACUAAAUCAAAUACUCACAUGUUUAGCUGCCGACCAAGUAGUUUUCAACUCGAAUUUCAACCGUACAUCGUUCCUAGAAAGUAUCACACCCUUUUUAAACAUUCAACCGGAUCUAAAACUUAGAAAUAUUCAACAAAAAAUUGAACCAAAAUGUGAAGUCCUUUACUUUCCUAUUAAAUUUCAUUCAAUGCCUAAAAGACUGAUUGCCAACGAAAAGCAAAGCCCAAACGAAAAGGAAUGUUUGCAUUUAAUAUGGCCCCACAGAUGGGAGCACGAUAAAAACCCGAAACUCUUAGUUGAGGUACUUUUGGAGCUCAACAAACGUCAAGUGGAUUUCAAAGUGACCAUUUGUGGAGAAAACUAUCAACUGGUUCCAGAGGCUUUUGAAGGUAUUCAAGAGAAAUUGGGUCACAAACUAGUUAACUUUGGUUUUCUGCCUCGCGAUAAAUAUAUGAAGGCAUUAAUGUCUGGCGAUAUUGUGAUAUCAACAGCCGGUCACGAAUUCUAUGGUGUUGCCAUGCUUGAAGCUACAUAUUGCGGGUGUAUGCCAAUAGCACCAAAUAAAUUGGUGUAUCCUGAAAUUUACCCAAAAGAAAAUCUCUACAACACAUCCAACCAACUUAUUAAAAUGCUCUACAAUUGGUUUAGAAAUCCAGAAAUAUUUCGUAAGCAGAGGGACAAAUUUUUCGAAUAUUUUACAUAUGACAAGUACUCAGCUGAAUAUUUGGUUCCGAAAUAUUUGGAAAAACUUCGAAUUUAGGUUAACAUAGAGUUACGAACGGUUUAUGUUGAUGGAGAGCGCACAAUUUUAUAUUACAGUUCUUCGAUUAGAUUCCAAUUGUCUUCCGUUAAAUGCAGUUAGAAAUUUUUAAAUACCAUUACCUUUUUUCUAAAUUUUAUAAAAUAUUUGUUGCAAUAUAUAUUUAUAUAGGUCACCGCUUAUUAAAUACAUAUGUAUGUUUUUUUUUAAUAACUAGAUUUUUAUUUGUAUUAGAAUAUAAAUUGUAUUGAGUAAGA
Eupeodes corollae is the source of this 1495-nucleotide messenger RNA. RefSeq names its product glycosyltransferase-like domain-containing protein 1-like. Bases 138 to 1238 code for a protein of 366 amino acids. Gene Ontology annotation, molecular function: glycosyltransferase activity. The transcript is spliced from 4 exons. The record is from RefSeq and is a predicted model, not a curated record. Lineage: Eukaryota; Metazoa; Arthropoda; Insecta; Diptera; Syrphidae.